This is a messenger RNA of Syzygium oleosum, 1179 nucleotides long. Its product is annotated as probable thiol methyltransferase 2. Gene Ontology annotation, molecular function: S-adenosylmethionine-dependent methyltransferase activity. The transcript is spliced from 8 exons. The record is from RefSeq and is a predicted model, not a curated record. Bases 17 to 883 code for a protein of 288 amino acids. Lineage: Eukaryota; Viridiplantae; Streptophyta; Magnoliopsida; Myrtales; Myrtaceae.
CGUCGCCUCGCGCUAAAUGCGAACUCUCUCUUUCGCUACUCUUCCUUCUUCGUCUUCGGCUUCCCUUGUAGCAUCAUCCAUCCGAGCUCUGCGACUGGCGAUCCCGUUUCCGUCGUCGACGUACUGCAACCGCGGCCGCCGGCGCGGGGGCGGAGCGGAGGCCGGCGCCCCCCGGAUGGCCGCCGCGAACGGCGGGGAGGGCGGCGGCGGCGGCGGCGCCUCCAAGUCCAAGCUCGCCACCCACGUCGAUCGGAUCAAGCAACUCGUCCACCGAGAGUCGACUGAUGGUUGGGAGAAGUGCUGGGAGCAAGGAUUGACCCCUUGGGACUUAGGACGACCGACCCCAAUAAUUCAGCAGCUUCACCAGAUGGGUGCUCUUCCAAAAGGCAGGGCUCUUGUUCCUGGAUGUGGCUCUGGCUAUGAUGUGGUAUCUAUUGCCUGUCCUGACCGCUCUGUUGUGGGAAUAGACAUAUCAGAAAUCGCCAUACAGAGAGCAAUACAGCUAUUCUCUUCAUCACCAAAUGCAAAUCAUUUCAUCUUCCUGAAGGAGGAUUUCUUCACUUGGAAUCCAACAGAGCUCUUUGAUCUUAUUUUUGAUUACACGUUCUUUUGUGCAAUUGAGCCAGAAAUAAGAGGAGCAUGGGCAGAGCGAAUGAGUGAAUUAUUGAGACCAGAUGGCGAGCUCAUCACCCUGAUGUUUCCGAUCAGCGAUCACAUUGGUGGACCUCCUUAUAAAGUAUCAAUAUCAGAUUACGAGGAGGUAUUGUGUCCCAUGGGCUUCAAGGCUAUCUCCAUUAUGGUUAAUGAACUGGCUGUUGGACCCCGCAAGGGAAAGGAAAAGAUUGGAAGGUGGAAGAAGAUAAUAAACAACUCCUCGCUGUGAUAUCUUACAACAUUCUCAAUCCUCCAAUCUCGUCGUACAUCAAUCAGAGAAACUACAAGCAAGAAGUAAAAGUCGAGAGGCAAAUUUACUUUCCCUCUUCCCCUCAUUUCUCCUUCAGUCUUUAUAAUUUUUGGUACUUCUAUAUGUACAGAUACUCUGGACUUGAUUACUGAGCAUGCCGACUGAUUCAGCUCGAAAAAUGAGCUGGGUGCUCGGGUGCAAGCUUGUUGUUGAGUAAGAAAAGCACUUUCCAAAGUUGAUUAAAAGGAGGAGCAAGACCUGAUUGUAUCCUCUAA